GAGACACGGGGGGAAAGGCAAAAAGCAUCUGAGCAGGGAGAAGGAACGGGAGUGUGAGACAGCUAUGAAAUUCAUCCAAGCUAUUUGCUUACUGCUUCUCUGUCCAGCUUUGAGCCUCAACACCAGACAAAGCUAUGAUGGGCUGGAAAGGAAGCUAAAGGAAGUCUUCAGUGAACGAAGCAGCAUCUUGCACCAGCUCUCCAAGACAUCAAAGGAGCUGGACAGCAUAAAGGGCAACCUUCAGUCGCUGAAGAAUGAUGACUCAGUGGCCAAGAAGGACGUGCAGAGGAUCCUGGAGCUCAGCCACAAACAGAGGGAGGAGAUGAAGUCCCUCCAGGCAGCCUUGCAGAAGCAGCUGGAUGAGGCAAAUGAGAGAGCCGAGAAGCAGCAGGCCACGAUCAAAUUUCUGAAAGUGGAGAUGGAGAAAAAAACCAAAAUCAUCAAGGAUCUACAGCAAGAGAACAAGAGCCUGAAAAACAAACUGCUCUCUGGAAACAAACUUUGCGAUGCCUAUGCUGAAGAGUCCAAAAAAAUCCAGGCUCAACUGAAAGAACUGCGGUACGGGAAAAAGGAUUUAAUUUUUAAGGGGCAGCAGCUAAUGGACUUGGAGCACAAGUUAACUAUUGCCAAGGAAGAACUGGAGAAGACUGCACUGGAUAAGGAGUCCCAGCUGAAGGCGCUGAAGGACACAGUUCACAUCUGCUUCUCAGCUGUCCUGCACAACCAGCCCAGCAGCAGUCACAGAUUUCCCACCUCCCCCACCCACUUGUUCAGAUACUCAUCACUCAUCAACAGCUCCAGAGUCACCUUUCAGCAGCCACAUGCCAAGGAUAUCUCCAGAGUUCAGAGAAUUGUCACAGCCAAUAAAUCACCCAUGAACAGUGGAGUAAUGAGGAGAGAGGAUGGUGGCGUUAAAGACUGCCAGAUGGAAAAGACUGGGGGCGACUGCUUCCAAAAUCAGACGGAGGAAUCCGCUCCGGAAAGUAAAAAGCUACCAGAGUCACAGCAGCAAAGGAGCCAAGCGCAGACUGGAAAAUUCAACACAAAGCUCUCAGACGACAGCGAGGAGGCAGAGGGAGGCAGUAGCAAAAAGACAAAGCCACAUAAAUACAACUGAGCGGACGGCAUAUCAUCCGAAAUGCAGAGCCUCCUGCAUUGCCUGAAGGAUCUUUCUAAGAGCACACACUUGCGCACUCUCACAAAACACACGUGCGCCCACACACACUCAUACACACACACACACACACACACACAUUUUUAAACACAUACACACGCAGCCACACAUACGCAUAUCAGCAUUGUUUGCAAAAGCUGAGACACUGGAAUUGUCAAAUUUCAAACUGUCAUCUGAAAACCUCCAUAGUAAAUGGCAUGCAUUCUAGAAAUUCUUUUUAAAAAGGUAGCAAUGGCACUGGUAACUUGUUUCAUGAUUGUUCAUUUGUUGUUUACUUAUCUGAGUUUUAUUCUGAGUGAGGACACUGCUUUCUAAAUGUGUGAUCUUUCUAGAAAAUUCCCUUUGCACUGGUGAGGUCUGACACUGUAUCCUGUGAUAAGUAUAAAUCAAUUGACAAAUAAAAAAAAAAUACUCCUACUACUAUUAUUACUACCACUACUACUACUACUACUACUACUACUACCCAACUUAGAAUAUUGUUUGUCACUCAUUGUAGCAAGGUUAAUUUACUCCUCCACAUUUUGAAAUAUAGAGGCUCAAGUUGGCUGGCCAACUGUUCAACAUUUAAUAUUUCAGCACUCUUUCUGCCUUUAACACUCCAGAGGCAAAGAGCCAAAGACUCACAAUGGGUCGUCUCCCUGAGAAUGUGCCAUGCACUGAGUAGUAACUCCUAGCUACAUGUA
Messenger RNA from Toxotes jaculatrix (banded archerfish), 1857 nucleotides. RefSeq names its product leucine zipper protein 2 (gene luzp2). The coding region runs from base 65 to 1117 and encodes 350 amino acids. The transcript is spliced from 12 exons. The record is from RefSeq and is a predicted model, not a curated record. NCBI's taxonomy places the organism in Eukaryota, Metazoa, Chordata, Actinopteri, Toxotidae.